UCAUGCGACCUUGACGAACACACCGUCCUGCGUCGACAACAUUUGUGCACAUUCAUAUUGCAUAGGGAAUUUUGUUUGUAGUGGACAUGCCUGAAGAAAGGCCGCAUCAAACAUCCGGUCAAGCCCUUCACGAACUGAGUAGCAACUCCCAUUCAAGCUGAAAAAAAUCGGCCAAAGCCAAAGGCUUCAUGCACCUCCUCAGCAUCUUUCAAACCUACCUCAUGUCAAGUAUGGAGACAUUUGAGCUUUCUGCGACUGCCGAUUUGAGCAAAGCAAUGAUCUCUCCCUGCGAAUCUCCCACAUCAUUUGCAGCCAAUGAGAGGUAUUGAAGCGUAGGAUGUGUCUUGACUACAUCUGCCCAUAUCGAAGCGCCUGGAGCAGAAGGGAAAUUGUGUGCGUCUCUGCCCGCCUUUUUCUAACCUACCAAUUUCUCCAAUCUGAUUCCAGCUGAGAUCCAGAUAGCGUAGAGCCGGAGGCGACCGCAUUUCGCUAGACGAGUUGAAUCUUCUGACGCUGGUAGUAUGUCCCUCCGCGAUGGGAACGUGCAACGUUCUGUUCACGCCGCAUAACAAUCCAGCGCCUCCACGUUCUGUUUCGGACAGAGAUGCAGCUUUGGUUGGGAUGCCAGCCACUGCAGCCGCCAAGGCCAAUGAGCCUACAAGCAGAGGGAGAAGCAAAGAACAAGUGCUCGACACGGAAGCUGGUACGACCGAGGACCUUCUGCAGUGAUUUGAUUUUUGGCCAGAUCCAGAGCCGUCAAUUUGCGUAAGCUGCUGACGACAGCCGACGCGACUUCAACACAGCCCUGGACCAACAACGAAGACUUCCAACAGGAGAAUGCCACAGCAUGUUUCAGGGACUCACCCUGCUCCCGAUUUGAUUGUCUCGCAAUGUGAUGGUCUCCAACCAGCACCUGGUGUCAAUGGAGAAUGCGUAAGGGAAUGUGAGGACGCGUGUCUUUCUCACCUUGUCCUUUCAAGCGCGGAACAGAGCAAAAACGCCCCCCGGUCAGAAACGCUACAGCCAUCCAACGUCAAAUGGGACAAAGACGAGAAGACCAUGCCCUUUCCAAAAAGAUGCGCCUCGAGUCGCGCCCCAAGAAAGAGGGAAAAGAGGGAGAAGGAGGAAGCCAAUCCGACAACUUCUUGCAGCACCGGCAAGAACGCCGAGCCCUCGGGGAAGUCCACCUGUCCAUCACAUGUGGCGAUACAUAUGUAUGAGAACGCCAAAAUGGCUUUUCUUUUUUUUGUACCUUUUCGCUGUCGUGAAUGCCUUUUCUGACUUGAGCACCGAGACACUGGGCUCCGCCAUAUGAAAGUCGAUCCGCUAAGCGCUGUUGCAAUAAGUCUCCAGCUCCAUGGAGUAAUGCCUGCUGACGUCUCUGACUUCGGGCUUUCCAUCUCUUCUCCUUCAAGAGGCCACGGCUGAUGAGCUCCGUCUCCACUCCUGCCAGCUCUCCGGGUUCUUCUCGCGCCAGUCCUCGCCAGAUUUGCAAUCUGGUCCGCAGCUCUUUGAGGAGUUUGUCUCCGUUUGGAGACACCCCUUCUGAUGCUUCAGCCGCAAAGCCAUCAUUGCCACUUAUUUCCGUUUUGAACGAAGGAACGACGGAAGGAAUGUCUUGCGUUGUCUCCAAAGCAGGGCCGAUUGACAAACGUUUCUCGAUGACAGCAGGGCAGGCCGAAAACAACAGCUUGAUGUUCUCGAAAGGCUGCCGCAGACUCGCGUCGUUCAUGUCGAAGGGUUCUGGGAAAGGCCGGAAGACGCGCUGGUUCCUGUCAGGAGGUAAUGCAACAGCAGAGCCAGAAAAGCGAUAAUCGGUACACGGCGCUAUGGGGGUGUCGUCCAAUGGCGGAAGGGAGGGGUCGCUCGUGUCUCUUGUGGUCCGUCCGAAACUCAAGAUGACGUGAAGAACGGCAGCAUAAGGGUACAGGUGCAGCACAUGACCGAAGAGAAUCGCGUCGCAUUGAGUGAUGUUUGACCAUGGUGACAUCUGAAUCUGGAUAACGACUGCUGCGCCUGAGGAAUACAAAAGUUCGGUCAUAGCACCCAUCAGGAGCCCCGGUGCAGUUACCCAGCUGUCCUGCUUUUUGGAGCGACUCCAAGUCGAUCCCAUUGAAGAAUGUUAACGUUCCAAAACGGCUCUAUGAUACGAAAGGAGACGUGCAGGUCUCGCCAGACUGCUUUUUUCUUCACUUUUCGUACCUGGAGUAUCUUGACCAUUUCCAAUGCACUGCACACUCCCAAGGAGAGACAGCUUCGAGCAUCGAAAUAUCUCAAGGAUGGAAGCGGCAUUUCGGCCCUGUCCAUUUUGUAUGGAGGCGAUAGGAUAUUCGCGAGGCGGGAAAUGGCCGCAUCGGUGAUCGUGUUCUGAGACAAAUCGAGGUGCGUCACAGCCGCGAGACGUCGAAAGCCGGGAGCUUCCCGAGGCCACUUGCUCUCCAGCAGUGAGCACAGCCCUUGCAUUCCUUCGUCGCUCGAACUCCGUGAACACCGAAGGAAAGCGGUUUCGAGCCGGAGGUGUUCAAAGACCUGUAGGAAAGCAGGCACCAGAUAGGGGGGAGGAUUGGCAUAGCUUCCUUUAUUUCUUAUUACCUCUGGAGUCUUUUCGCACAGCCGACCAAGCAGGGCGAGAGUGGUGUCAUUCCAUAGCACAUCGGAGUCUUCAGGCUGGUCUUGCUUUUGUAGCUGAAUACCGUUGAACGACGUGAGAUUGGUCCUUCCAGCCGCUGCGGACGCCAACAUGGACGAACCUCUGUAUGUGAAAAACGCUCGUUAAAGCGGUCAUUCAAGCAAUAUUCGGUCCUCAUGGAAUGUCGUUACUUUGCGCUCGUUUUGAAGCCUGGGCCGAACUGCAAAUGCUUGAUAGUCUGAUUGCCGACCACAAUAUCGGCGAGGAAGACCAAGGAGUUGUCAGGAAUAGUGUGUCUCGACAGUCGCAGAGAGACGAGAAGCGGGAAGUUUGCUGGCGUGACAAGGCUACCGAGGAGCAGGGCGUCACCCUCGUCGAGACGAACUUCUCUCGUAGCUUCUGGUCCUUCUCCGCCCGUGUUGAUGGCAGCCCGCGCGUAUGCCACUCCUGCAGGAUCGUCGAAAUCGCCAAAAUCUAUUGCUCCGUCAUCAGCUCCGUUGAAGUGCAAGAGCUGGAGAAUCGCAAGCUGUCAAAGUCGAAUGUGUGAGGGAAGCCUUACCUUUGUCUUUUGCGCAUUGGCGAUUAGAACGGGAAUACAGUUGAGCGUCUCCACAUUUGUGUUUUCGUUCUGAAGCAGGUGGAGCAAAUACAGCCCGUCCGAUUCAGUGAGGUAGUUUCCACGCUGACCAAACAAGGGUAAACAGAUAGUCGAGUCAAAUCCAAGUAACGCUCUUGCAUUGUACCAGGUCAAGCUUCCUUAGAGAAGGACUCAUUAGGAGGGAGCGAAGGACGCGGCGAAAGAAGGAAGGCACUCGCUCUAUCGCUGCGUCAUGGUCUUCGUUCUCCUCACUGCAAGAAACAAUGAGGUGUGCUGAAAAGGAGAUGUAUCUACACGUACCCGGCGGCAUACUCAUCAGGGUGCAUCGAUUCGCACAUUUUCCGCAGACCUUGCAUGGCAAGACUUAAGGAAAUGAGCGACUCAGUCAGCGGCAGAGCUAAUGGCCUGACAAUGGCGCAAUCAGACGACGACAUCACACGUGAAACACGAGAAGGACGCACCUGUCCAAUUGCGGGAAGGGGAAAUUUCUCGGCGCCUCACACACCGGCACGUGAAGGGCGGGGGUAUAGAUUGUCUGCAGAGACAUGCAAUGUGUCCAUGUAUUGUGUCUCGGUGGCUCAGACGCCUUUUUCAUCUGUUCCUUUACUCGAUAGGUGCCGGCCGGUCCCUCGACCACAGUGCCGCUCAUCACUUCCUCAAAGUCUUCUGGAGACAUGGAUGAAAGCUGCUCCUUGGUGAGAGAUCUGAUGAGACAAUUCGUCGUGAACCAGCAAGCGACGUGGGCACUGACAAUCAUUUGCCUCUCACCUGCCACCUGCGGCAACCUCUUCGAACCGCGGGAGCGUCAUGAGAGUUGCCUUGAGCAGAUUUAUCAUGCGUGCCGUCUCGUCUGAAAAUGGCAGCCGUUUCCUCCUCACUGGCAUCACGCUUUCUUGCACCGAAAGCCGCCUCAAAUGGGUUCCAGCGCCCGAAGACAAGUAUGUGAGCAGAGAGCAGACCGAGUUUGUGUUCAUCCUGGCUCCGUCAAUGGGCAGCUCCGUGAUUUGGAGGGAGGGAUUGGCGAGACAUCUCAGCAGGCUUACACAGACAUGGGUGCUCCGGAUGCUCAGCUGAUGGGGAAAGCUCCCCUCGCUCAAGCUGCUCACCAAGGCCGCGAGACGCUGGCACUGGUCAGUAACCACAGUCACGCGCUUGUCAAUGAAGUAUAGGCACACUCGCAGCGGCCGCUUAUGCGCCACGAGUGCACGGAAGACCCCUUCGGAAUCAGCGUUGCCCCUUAACCUCAGUGUGAGCGACUCGAUGGCAUCUUCACCGUCAAUUGAAUGCACGACGCCCCGCGUGCUCUCUGCAAGCGGUAAGGACUUGGUUUGCUACCUGUGCAACCACAACUCACUUUACCAAGCCGAAGAAGCAAUCGAAGGUCUUCAUCAUCGUACGAACUGAAUGAAGCACACCAGGCCCCUCAGAUAUCUUCGACAGGUGUGUGUCUGUUCUCUCACCCGAGCUGCAUGUCAUUGAAUGUCUCAAGCGAUCCUCGAUGCGUCGGCCGGCAUACCUUCCACAGACACGAGAAGCGGGCCUCGGCUUGUUCCACCUCGGCGUCGCGGGAUUCUCUUUCGGUCCGAAGACGGGCCCCAAGGCCUCCUGAAAGCCUACAGAGAGUGAGACACACAGGCACCAUCUGACAGAUUGCUCUUGUUCCCUUGUGUGUUGCCUCUCCGAUUACUUGCAAAGUGUGGAGCUGUAGCCCUGUAUUGUAAGCGUCUGCACACGGGUCUUCCUUGAAGGCUCCGCGAACAAGGCCAUGAGCUCGUCGAUGCCGUCCGUCCCCGGUGGCAGAGCAAGGCUGACCUCGCGUAGCUCUGCCGAGUCUUUCUCGAGGAGCCUAGCCAAUCAUUCGCGGAGGGAUAUGCACAAGGAUGCGUCUCGUUUUGCGACAACUCACCUCUUGACUGAGAAGAAGAGAUGAGCCGACACGAAAGGCGGAUACGGAACGACAUCAACGAAACCGUCGGCAGAAGUGGAAACCUGCCAUAGUGAGACAUGCUUCUCUUCGUCAUUAAUCUGGGACUUAAUAGCAUUACUUGGCCGAAUCUGAGGCUUCGAAGCUCUCGCAUGCUACCCAGGGUCAGCAUUUUGAGUUGAAGGACCAAGUCGGUUGUAGAAGCGCGCGGGCUUGAAGACCACGAUUGGAGCGACGAGGCGCCGAAAUGUUUCGCCUCGUCCGAGGUAUCGACGUCAAACUCCUUGCCUCCGCACGGCUUUCUGAAGUCUUCAACACGUGUGGGAAGACUCCCCCACGCUUCAAGUUUGGGAUGGAGCAGCAAUGCCUCCGCAAGGGCGUUCAGCCCCUGCACCUUGUCCCACGUUGGGUGGCCGAUAGCCGCACAGGCAAUGGGGAAGCUGAGACGUCGCAAGCUCCUGUUACCGCGGACACCCUUGGUCAGCAUCGCCAGACCCUGCGGCAUCACAUUAUAUAUGCAUGUAUAUGGCAGCGGCAUGUGAAGAUAUCAGAAUGUGCCUCUCACCUGCAGGUCGACAGGAAUGUUGUCAAGAGUCAGACUCUCGAUCGCCCCGCUGUGAAGGACGUAUCUUGCGAUCUUUUUGAUCCCUUCAUGGCCGAAGGAGCUGUUAGACAAGUCGAGCUCCUUGACACAAUCAAAUCUAAAAGACAAAGACACAAUCCGCCGAGACCUGCCAUGCCUCGGCCAGUGAUCGGUCUUUCGCACCUCAAGAGCCAUUCCUCGAGGAAUAUGAUGUCUUCGUCAACAAGAAGGCGGUUCGCGAGGUUCAACGAAUUUGCAUGGCCACUUCGGAAGCGACGAAAGUCGAUCUUCAUGGUAUUGACGCUUUCAAGAGGAGAGCUGGCAUUCCCGAUAAGGCUUUGAGCAAUCGCCUGACACGAGAGUGGGAAGACGGUCUGUGAAUGCGUUCCUAUUGGUGACAAUGGGUACCUUGGCUCCUUCCUUCUGCACUGAGCAGAGACACAAGAUAGAGCAAGUGUGAAAUGAGCAAGACGUACAGGGUCUGUUGGGGCAUACCGUCGUUGCGUCUGAAGACGAUCUGUUUCAGUGAUUCGUUGAAUCUGAGGAAGUGCGACAGGAUGAUUGCUCCCACCACCUCGAUGCCAUACAGGCCGCUGUGGCCUCUCCAAUUGGACAGAUUGAGCGACGUUGCGGUGUUGUCCUUCAAAGGCCGCACAUGUACCCCAUUAACUUUGGUCAGCAAGACGUAGCGGCGACCCAGCGCCUGCAGACAGUCGUGACGGAGCACCUGGGUUGGGGGCUCGUGUGCGGCCAGCCUCCUUUUUUGUCUCUCACGGUCCCUACCUUCAUGAGCUCCCAGCCAAAUCCUGGGCUAAGCUGAUUCCCUCUCAGAUCUGCAGACAAGACAGUCAGACGCACAUUCAUGCAUUCAACUUCAAUCAAAUCAUGGCGCACCAUGAUCACCUUACCGAGCUCCAUUAGGUUGGGGCUUGAUAUAACGAGACUGAAUAUGAUGUUGGCGUCGAGUCUGCUGCCCACUGGCAAGUCAUAUUAUGACAGACAGCCACGAAUCACGUUCCCCUGCGAUGUUCUCUGGUCCCUUACUCAAGUGCAGCUUGUCGAAUGUGCCGCUGUCUCCACCGAAGGAGAGAUUGAGAGCGCAGGAAUCCGCCUUUAUCGCCGCCAU
Messenger RNA from Vitrella brassicaformis, 6860 nucleotides. Lineage: Eukaryota; Vitrellaceae. The record is from the annotation of a GenBank genome assembly.